UGCCCUAUACCAUCCCCUCGCUUUGGACCAUCAAACUUGCACUAGGGACUACUGCUUGCUUGUCGAUCCUUAAAAUUACUUUACACCAUGGCUGCUGGUACGAAGCGCGCUAAUGAUGACUCUACAGCCCCCAAAGCGAAGAAGACCAAGGUCGACCACAGGUCGCGGAAGCGGCAGUCUCUGGCAGAAAAAUCUGCGCAACCGGCUUCUAAUACACUGGCAGAAGAAGUUGACUUCCCACGGGGAGGAGGAACGAGCUUUACGCCCAUAGAGGUUAAGGCCAUCCGUGCAGAAGCCGUGAAAGAAGCUAAUGAAGAGCUCUUCAAAGAGAACGCUGUGAAGGCGUCUCAUCGUGAAAAGCGAAAGUCUGAGCCUAAGAAGAAGGUCAAGAAGAUUACUGCCGAUGGCAAGCCAGACACCCUAGUGCGCGUUGAGCACCUCAACUACAAAAGGAUUAUUGUCGGCAUGAAGAUAUUUGGACAAGUCAUGUCCGUCGAGCCUCUUGCGCUCAUCGUGUCUUUGCCCAACCAACUACUUGCCCAUAUCCCUAUCACGAAUAUCACCUCGCAGUUGACGAGCCUCUUGGAAUCUAUGGAUGAUGAAGAGCCAGAGGAUGUAUCAGACGAAAGCGACGAGGAAGGUCCUAGCAUGCGGCGCCAGGUACCCGAGCUUUCCGAGAUAUUUCGUCCAGGCCAGUAUGUCCGUGCGGUCGUUACCGCAGUCCAUACAGCAGGUUCUACGGAUACCGUAGGUUUCAGCAGAACGCGUGAUGAAUCUCAGAAGGCUAGCCGACGAGUUGAGCUUAGUCUCUUUCCAGAUAAGGUUAAUGAAGGCGUAGCAAAAGCAGAUGUUAAAGCUGGAUUUGCGUGUUCCGCUGCUGUCAAGAGUGUGGAAGAUCAUGGCUACAUCCUCGACAUGGGAAUAUCAGAUAUCUUAGGUUUCCUAACAUUCAAGGAUGCCCAACGAUCUCGUGUCGGGGAAAUGCGACUAUCUAUUGGUCAUUUGUUGGAUGUAUGCGUUACGAAACUUUCCAGCAAUGGUCGUACUUGUAAUGUCUCUAUCAGCCCGGAGUUCGUCAGGUCGACGUCUCUUACUGAGGUUUCGAACACGACUUCCGUCGUUCCCGGUUCUCUUGUCUCCGCUCUCAUUACUUCUGUUCAGCCCACAGGCUUGAACUUGCAGGUACUCGGCUUCUACAACGGUACAAUUGACCAAUUCCAUCUGCCGCCAGGCGAUGUCGAGGAGAACUUCAAAGUCGGUCAGAAAGUAAAAGCAAGGAUUCUAUACGACAUAGCCCCCUCUACGCCAUCCCGUUUUGCGCUCUCCCUGGCGGAUCACGUAGUAUCUAUGACGGACAAAUCUGUCGAUGUCUCAGAAGACGCAAAGCAAACAUCUCUGCACGAGGCAUUCACUAUUGGCGUACCUGUCGACCCUAUGAAGGUUAUUCGCGUGGAACCAGAACGAGGGCUAAUUGUCGAAGUGACACCCACUGUUGAGGGUUUCGUGCACAUCUCGCAAGUGUCGGACGAACAUGUUCCGAUGCUCUCAGCAAGCUCUGGUCCUUGGAAGGUCGGCACGAUGCACAGGGCUCGUGUGACCGGCUACCAUCCCUUCGACGGUCUCCUCCAGUUGUCCAUGAAGCCCUCUGUUCUCGAACAGAAGUUCCUGCAAGUGGGAGAGGUUAAGGUUGGGGAGGUCAUCAAGGGCACAGUCAAGAAGCUCACCGACUCGGCACUAUUCGUCUCAAUAUCUGGCAAUGUGGAUGGUGUCAUUUGGCCGAACCACUACGCCGACAUUCAUUUGAAACACCCUCAGAAGAGGUUCAAACCGGGAGGGAGCAUCAAGUGCCGCAUCUUGGUGGUCGAUCCCGAGCGAAAGCGCGUCGUUCUUACCGCCAAGAAGACCCUAAUUGACUCGUCCUUACCCAUCGUAGCAAGUCUAGAUGAUGUGAAGGAGGGUCUCGUCACCCAUGCGGUCGUUUUCAAGGUGUCAGAAAAGAGCCUGCAGGUUGAGUUCUACAACAACCUAAAGGCAAUUGUGCCCAUUCGAGAGGCCAGUGAGACUACAAUCUCGUCGCUCUCUGCAGCCUUCCCAUUGGGCAAGGUCGUUCAAGUCCGCAUAAUCUCUUGCAACGCGGAAACGGGACGUAUCGUAUCCAGCAUUCGCCAAGCUUCGGCGAACUUCAAGGCUGCUAUCACCGCUAUUCAGGAUGUCGAGAUUGGUCAUUCAGUCGAGGGUGUUGUCUCUGAGAUUCAGAAGGAGAAGGCCAUCGUCACGCUCAAGCCGACACAAGUUCGUGCGCUGCUUUCUCUCAACAACCUCGCCAACAGGCGCGGUAUCGCUGUGGCUCAGCUCAGGAGCAGUCUCAAAGUUGGAGACAAGCUGAUGGACCUCGUCGUUACCUCCCGUAAUCCAGAGAAAGGCUUCGUUCUUGUCGCGACCAAGCCGAAGGAGAAGGAGGAAGUUCUGCAGAAAAGCGCCCUCAUCCUCGAGAGCGUUCAGAUUGGCCAAAUCGUUGGUGGUCGUGUUAUACGCCAUAUUCGCGCAGGUGCACUCGUAAAGCUCACUUCACGUAUAUCCGGUAUCUUGCAUCCGACGGAUGUGUCCGACGACUAUGAGUCAGGAACGCCUUUCCCUCCUGUCGACACCGUCUUCAAAGCCGCGGUCAUUGGUAUCGACACGGAUAAGAGAACGCUCACCUUGUCCACGCGUCGUUCCGUCAUGAACCCCUCAGUGCACGUACCUGUGGCUGAUCCCGUCAUUAACGACGUUUCGGAUAUGAAGGCUGGAUCGACUGUCCGAGGCUUCAUCAAGAGUGUGGCGGAGCACGGUCUCUUCGUCACCUUGGGCCGUAAUAUUGAUGCACGGGUACAGAUCAAAGAGCUUUUUGAUGACUUCGUCAAGGACUGGAAGAGUCGCUUCCAAGCUAACCAGCUCGUGAAGGGUCGAAUUCUCAGCGUCAAUGUCGAGAAGAAGCAGGUUGAGAUGUCCUUCCGCUCCUCAGAUUCAUCACGCAGCGCUCAGCUAACCAUUAAGCUUUCCGACCUGUCGGAAGGCCAGAAAGUGGACGCCGUCGUCAAGAAGAUUGCAGACUACGGUCUGUUCCUCGAAGUGGAGGGUUCGAAAGUCCGUGGGCUUUGCCACAAGUCUGAGCUCUCGGAUAACCCAGCGGCCGAUGUCACUAUGGCUCUUCGCAGCUUCCGGGAAAGUGACAAGGUCAAGGCUGUUGUCCUUACUGUUGACAGUGAGAAGCGCCGCAUCUCUUUCGGUCUCAAGCCCUCGUAUUUCGUCGAGGAAGACUUCCAAGAAGCAGAAUCUGAGUCUGGGGCAGAACAGGAGUCGCUGGGUGUUAUAGACGAGGAAUCUGAUCGAGAGCAUGUUGAGGGCAUUGGGAACGAGGGCAGCGAUGAAGAGAAGAAUAAAGAGACCGUCAAUGCCGAAGAGGUUGUGGAUGAGGACGAGACAAUGGACGUCGACGUCGACGUUAGCGGAUCCUUGGUCGCAAGGAAGGGCAGCCAGACGAAUGCCGGUCCCUCUGCCAUUCGCAGCGUACUCAAGCUGGACGAUGGCUUCCAGUGGUCUACUGUCCAGCAGGAUGUGGAUGUCGAGAUGGAGUCUUCAGAGAAGGAAAGCGGGGACGAAGAUCAGCCAAGCAAGAAGAGGAAGCGCAAGCAUAAGGAGAUCGAGCAGGAUCUGACAGCUGAUCUGCAGACGAAGACACCCGAGUCUAACGCGGACUUUGAGCGCAUUCUCCUUGGUUCACCGAACUCGUCCUACCUAUGGAUCCAGUACAUGUCCUUCCAAAUACAGCUCUCCGAGAUCGACAAAGCACGGGAGAUCGCUCAGCGUUCACUGAAGACCAUCAACUUCCGCGAGGAGCGGGAGAAGUUGAACGUAUGGGUUGCAUUGUUGAAUCUAGAGAAUGUCUACGGUACCGAAGAAUCUCUCGAGGUUACCUUCAAGGAUGCUGCGCGGCAUAACGACUCGAAGACUGUCCACCUUCGCAUGGCCGCUAUCUUCGAGCAGAGCGAAAAGAUUGAGAAAGCUGAAGAGCAGCACAGGCGGACGGCUAAGAAAUUUGGCCACAGUUCCAAAGUUUGGACGUUGUUCGCCGAGCACUACUUGCGUCGUGGCAAACUCGAGGAUGCGCGCGCGCUCCUUCCACGCAGCCUUCAGUCCCUCGAGAAGCAAAAACACUUGAAAACUAUCUCCAAGUUCGCACAGCUUGAGUACAAGCUCGGUGAUCCAGAGCGAGGCAAGACCAUCUUUGAAGGCGUUAUGGAAUCGCAUCCGAAGAGAUGGGAUAUCUGGUCAAUAUAUAUUGAUAUGGAAGCUGGCCAGGGGGACAUCAUGAAUCUUCGAAACCUCUUCGAUCGAGUCCUUGCGCAGAAAAUGACGAGCCACAAAGCAAAGUCAUUUUUCAAGAAAUGGCUUGAGCUGGAGCGGAGGAUAGGAGAUGAAGAGGGUGCGGGUAUCGUGAAGGCAAAAGCUAUUGAGUGGACACAGCGGGCAGCAGGCGAAAGUGCAUGAUCAAGACGAUGCAAUGAUAUUUAAUCCAUAUGCUACUCAUAACGAUGAUAUCGAAAGGAUGAGAUGCUGAACUACUAAGUGCAAAAGACCACAUACAGCGGGGAGCAAAGAAGAUGGUAACUGACGUAAGAUAUGCAAAAGGAGAGGACGGGACAGACCGGACCAGGGUAUAUGCCUAUAAAUAACAGAAUAUUACGAGCGAGCAAACGUUAUGAGCGGGACCUUGCUCGUUCGUGACCCAGGGUGUGGGAGUCGUAUUCAUUCAGCGGCCGGCGAUUGCUCAUCGAGCUCGCGAGCUGCUGCCGCCAAUCAUCCAGCUCGCUUGACAGGUUCUCGAAUGCGAUCGCAUUCUCCGAGCUCGACGUGCUGACUCUACGCUCCGAGAUGCCCGAUAUUGGUCGCCCCGACCCAAAGCUCGGCUGGUCCACUUCGAGGAGCAAACCGAUUUUAUGAGACAGCUGCUCAUUUUCGCGUUUAAGAGUUGUGUUCUCGUUGCUGAGCUGCUCCAGCAGAGUCUCGUCGUGGCCGCCGCGGGCGAUGAUCAAUGACUUCUGCAGACGUUCGAUGUCCUGUUCAAGCUCCUCAAUGCGGAGCUGUCGUUCAUCGGCUUCUCGUUGAGAGGCAAUGACACCGUCGCGCAUGUGUUCGAGAUCACUUUCCAAAGACUCGAUACGCAGACGGAGGUCACGGUUAUCACCGUUAAGCCGCUGCACUUGUCGCUGGGCGUCGCUGAGUUGGUUACGAAGAAUUUCGUUGCCGUGACUGUCAUCGGAGGACGGUGUGCCACGACCGUUGAUCGCGCGGAUACGAGAGCCCCCAUCAAUACUGGCGGACCGGUCCAACUCGCCCUGCAUGCUCUGGUUCAGUGUCUUUUGUUUCGUCAACUCGUCCUUCAUCUUGCGCAUCAUCUUUUCCGUGCCCCUAGUAUCACCAUUCCUG
Phanerochaete carnosa HHB-10118-sp is the source of this 5469-nucleotide messenger RNA. RefSeq lists its product as uncharacterized. Gene Ontology annotation, cellular component: nucleolus; small-subunit processome. The record is from RefSeq and is a predicted model, not a curated record. The transcript has 13 exons. Gene Ontology annotation, molecular function: protein binding; RNA binding. NCBI's taxonomy places the organism in Eukaryota, Fungi, Basidiomycota, Agaricomycetes, Polyporales, Phanerochaetaceae. Bases 88 to 4530 code for a protein of 1480 amino acids. Gene Ontology annotation, biological process: rRNA processing.